AUGGCGAAGGAAGAUGGAAAAGAUGUAAGAAAAACUUACCUGCUGCGUGUCGCAAGUCACAUUCUUGGUCUAAACAUUGUCGAGGAGAAGCUGCGACAUCUGCAACCAUUGGAAACUUUUUGUGACACAAAUAGUACAGUUCUAAGCGUAGCUCUUACUGAACAGAGAGGAAUCGAACUCUCGAAUGAUGUCAAGCAGGGGACGUUACCAAAAGUUGUAUUUUAUAAGGCACGACCAAGCCCUCUCACCACUGACAAUUACAAAACAAUUGUGAAUAUUAUGUCUAUGAACGGAGGAUCAAACGAAGUGUUCUUGAAAAGCGUACAAAAUGUAUUCAGCAAAAAUAUCUCGGAGUCAUCUCAAGCCCCAGCGAAUAAACACCUUUUAUCACUUGUCAGUGAACUAGAAGAAAAUCUUCUGGCUGUGGUAGAUGAAGGAAAAAACAGCGGCGAAGGUGGAGUAACUUCCGUACAGGAAGAGAUACGUCUAUGGAAAUCGCGGAGUGGUAGCGCUGCUGAGCAGUACAACGAAGCUUUUGCGCCUUUACAAAUUGCAGUAGAUACUGUAGAU
Molecule: messenger RNA, 570 nt
Organism: Strongylus vulgaris
Lineage: Eukaryota; Metazoa; Nematoda; Chromadorea; Rhabditida; Strongylidae
Source: the annotation of a GenBank genome assembly